UAGUCGGUUCAUUGUAAAAAAAAAUACCUCCGUUCUCAGUCUCACUCACUUCCUUUUGCAAAUCCCAGUUUCCCUUUUUCGUCCUUCCAAUUUCAAUGGCGGAGGAUGAUAUAAUAAGCACUUUACCGGACGCGAUUCUGUGCCACAUUCUCUCUUUUCUGGAAACCAAACAAUCAGUUGCCACAAGAAUUCUUUCCAAGAGGUGGAACCCUCUCUGGCGUUCAGUUACCACUCUGCGCUUCAACACCAAAGUUACAAACCAAAUCUCCAAUUUUGACUUUAACGACUUCGUCUACUCCGUUUUACUCUCCCGAGAUGCCACAUUACCCAUUAAGACUUUCCACCUUGAUAUUGAAUACUCGCAAGAUGUUAAGUGCCCAAUCAAGAGUAUCACCGAAUGGGUCAACUUUGUGGUUCAACGCGGUGUUGAAUACCUUCAUCUCUAUUUGGUGUCAAUGUCAGAGUCGUGGCUCAAAUUGCCCAUCACCAUUCUCACCUGCAAAACCCUCGUGGUUCUCAAUCUUUCUGGUUUCCGUGUAGAACAUUGUUGUUUUUCUUCAAUUCUACUUCCUUCCCUCAAAACCUUUCAUUUGGAUUAUGUCCAGUUCCCAAAACUUCAAGAUUUUAUGCUGUUUCUAACCGGAUGUCCAAUUCUUGAAGAUUUACUCACAUGUGAUGUGUCCUUUGAUUCCGAUGAGUCCUUUGAUUGUAGCAAGUGGAUGAGUUCUUUAUUAACUAACUUGGCCCGAGCCGACAUUGAUUGCUUUAGUUAUUAUCUUCCUCUGAAAGCAGUUCACAAUGUACAAUCUCUGCGAUUUCAAUUUCAUCAGGUAUAUUACCAUGAUGAUAUGAUUCCUACUUUUCAUAAUUUGACCCAACUAAAGCUUAUUUGUUAUGAUUAUAGUAAGGACUUCUUACUUGAUGUUCUCAACCACUGUCCUAAGCUUCAAAGUUUUGAUCUUGAUGAGGUUGUAAAAACUGAGGAAGCAUUGGAUAAAAAAGAAGACAAAGAAAAUUGGGUAUUCCCUGAUGUUGUUCCGCAAUGCCUUUCAUUACACCUUAGAACAUGCAAUUUGUUAAGUUUCUCAGGUUUACAUGGUGAGCUUAUGCUAGUAAGGUAUAUUUUGAAGAAUGCAAGUGUUUUACAAACCAUGAAAAUCUGGAACAGUGGACAGCCUGAAAUAGAAAGAAUAUUAUCCGAAUUGCCAAGGGCCUCUGUAACGUGUAAACUUACAGUUAAUCGUGCUCCAUGGGAUGGGGGGCCCGAUUAUCCACGGUUCGGCCGCUUGUAACAUAUCAAGAACGUGUCAACGUUGAUGAGGAGUUUGAAAUAGUUUAGGAUCAUGGACCUUGGCAAUGAAUUUUAUGAUCUUUUUUUGGAGAUAGCUUUGUAGCACCGACACUUCUGAUUGAAACCGUGACCGACGUAGACAUAUGUAAUUGUGGUCAAUUAUAUCAUUUUCUCAAAUUACUCCCGGUUUUGGUGUGUCAAUGUUGUAUCGUGUAAUUGCUUAAUAGGGAGGUAAAGUUUAGACUUUAUAUAUGUUUGUACUAAUGUUUUUCUGGACAAAACAAUUUGUGCAUGGAGUGAAGUGACAGUUCUCCAUGAGUUGUAUUUCUUUUGUAGUAACAAUACUUUAAAUGCAAAAGGAAUUAGUUUUCUUCC
Messenger RNA from Trifolium pratense (red clover), 1666 nucleotides. RefSeq names its product F-box/FBD/LRR-repeat protein At4g26340-like. Lineage: Eukaryota; Viridiplantae; Streptophyta; Magnoliopsida; Fabales; Fabaceae. The transcript is spliced from 5 exons. The record is from RefSeq and is a predicted model, not a curated record. Gene Ontology annotation, molecular function: protein binding. The coding region runs from base 96 to 1292 and encodes 398 amino acids.